AUGACAUUAUCAAUUGGUGAAACAACUUCUACUACGCUACAGCAACCUUUACGACAACCAUCUCAAAGAAGUAGAAAAAGGAUAUCAUCCAGUGGUUCUAUUUAUAGAAAUAGUCAAAGACCAAUUUCUAUGGUUUCACAAUCUUCUUUGCCAUCAUCAAAUAAAAGGACAAAAGAAAAUUCAACCAGUACAACUGAUACUAAUGUUGCUGCUGCUGCUUCAUCAUCAUUUUCAAUUAGCACUACUACAUUACAACCAAUAAAUACAAAUCAAAACUCUAGAUCUAUCGUCAAUGAUAUUAGUUCAGAUAGUCUUAAUCAACCAGUACCUGAAUUUCCACCGCCACCAUACACACCACCAGAAUCAUCACAAACCAGAUAUCGUAGACCUUCAACCAAUUUCUUUAUAAAACCAAAAACAAGCCAAGAACUACGCAAAGAAAUACAGAAACUACGCGAAGACCGUAAGAAAGAACAAGAAACUUGGAAAGCUGAAGAAAGAAGACUGAAAAUAAAAGUGGGUGCAAAACCAGAAGAUAUUGAUCGUGUGAAAAGAAAAUUGAAUGAAAGUACUGAAAAAUAUAAUAAGAAAAUUGAAAUUGUUCAACAAAAAUUGAAUAAAUUGCUUGAUCAACAAACUACCAAUGGUAAUGGCAAUGGCAAUAGUGGUAGUAGUAGUAAUAGCGGGAGAGACAAUGUUAGAAGAUUCACUAUCAGUAGUUAG
Molecule: messenger RNA, 723 nt
Organism: Entrophospora sp. SA101
Lineage: Eukaryota; Fungi; Glomeromycota; Glomeromycetes; Entrophosporales; Entrophosporaceae
Source: the annotation of a GenBank genome assembly